AUGUCUGCCAAGGCAUCUAACCAGGAGAUGUGCAAAACUCCCAGUAGAGAAGGCCACCAUGCCAAGGGAAUUGGGCCAGAGAGAGUCUCUGGAAACCUCGGCCACCUCACUAGUGGGAGAUAUAGGGAGGCCGGGGUUGAACUUUGUUUAGAGGACAAUGCCUCGGAAGAGUUUGUCAUAGGCUCCAGAAGGGAUGACGGAAAGGUGUAUGCAGGCUGUGGCUCCUGGAUAAAUGAAAAAGCCUGGGGAUGUUUGUUCAGCGCUUCUACAGACUCUGUGUUCUGUAGAAGUGCUGCUACUGUAUUUUGGACCCCCGAACAACUGAAAACCAGGAGUGUCACUGGAACACUUUCGAACAAGGCACGGCAUCUUGGCUACACUGAGGCAAAGCCAGCGCUGGCACCAGAGAAAGUAUCUUCUCUAAAGGCAUUGUUCGCCAUUUACAUGGGUGACAUGCCAAAGGAGGUGUCAGACAAGAGAAUGAAGGCGGCCGAAAACACUUGUCGCAGAAGCUCGGCGAUAUGCAGCGGUGGUGAACUCUGCGAAUGCAUGUUGAAAUAAACUAGCUUGAGCCUUCAGGUUC
Dermacentor silvarum is the source of this 583-nucleotide messenger RNA. RefSeq lists its product as uncharacterized. Gene Ontology annotation, molecular function: DNA binding. The record is from RefSeq and is a predicted model, not a curated record. Bases 1 to 561 code for a protein of 186 amino acids. NCBI's taxonomy places the organism in Eukaryota, Metazoa, Arthropoda, Arachnida, Ixodida, Ixodidae. The transcript has 6 exons. Gene Ontology annotation, biological process: negative regulation of DNA-templated transcription.